GUUGAUGGUAGUGAUAAUUAUGUCCCGAGCCAAACCGGUCCACGUCGGUAGUGGAUCGUCGUUGACACAAGGUUUGCUUGCUUGCCUGAAUCUUUGAUGGAUCGGUAGUGGAUUUCAUCUCAAGGGAAUCACGUUGAAUGUGGUUCCAUUGCCAGGAUCUUCGAAUGCUAAAGUGGAUUUGCCGCCAAGCCACCCGCUGACUGCCUGGCUUUGGGGCGAGUGGGACCUUGCAUAGCGUAAAACUUUGCUCGAACCGCCUGCAUGCGGCUCUUUUCAGCGCAUGAGCCUCCUGGAACUUGCACCUGCGAGGCUGAAGUGAGCAUGAUCUGACUCGUGAUGCGCUGGGACCAUGCCACUCGCAAUAAGCUCCACGACUCGUCGUCAUCUGCCCUAUCGCGUGCAAGAUGAAGGGAAAAGGAGAAAUACCAUCCCCUUGUGUCUUUCUUGAGCCGACGAAUUCCGGUGUUUGCGUUGAUCAUCAGUUUCACCAUUCCUCAGACAUCAAGUGGCUAAACACAGCGGCAAAAGUCGUCCAUAUCUUAUCGUGACUCUCAAAGCCAUGGUCAAGGCUCAAGUUGUCGAUCAGCAAUCGAUAAGAACUUGGCGAUAGAAAAUGUUGGUGUUGAGGCUCUGCGGAAACCAACUACCGAUAGAUGGUCAACGCACUAAAGAACAAAAAAGUUGGUGAUAUCCAGGCAACAGAUGGGAGGAAAUCAUGGAAAACACCACAACUCAACCUGCCUGGCAAUCUCCAACUCAACUUCACAAUCCCUCGGUGGCUCACGGCCUCGUUAUAUAACUUUCACCCUUGGACCUCUUGGAACCGGCACAACACCACGUCGGCGUAUUUGUCGUCUUGUGCCGGUCCAGACAGGGUAUUUCCGCCACGAUGUCCUACGACGUUGCAAGUCGUGCUCUUAUUCCUGUCACUAUUCAACUCCCAAGUCCCACUGUUCCUCCACUCUUUGCCGGUCCCUCUCUUAUGCCGUGCAAGUGCGCAUCAGCAUCUUAUGAGGCUCUGCCCAAACCUCCUCGCUUGCCUAUUUCCAUUAGCCCAUCGAUUCCAGUUGUUCACGCCAUGUAGGCUCCGCCAUCAUUUCACAAUUUCGUCUUGCUCGUUCGUCUUGUUCUCGAUUGUGUUUCAUUUCAGGUGGAAUGCCUCUUCUAUUCCGGUUUUCUUUGUCAAACACAUUGGCUUGGCUUGUUUGUAAGAAUGUACAGUUCCGGCCCGGCCCUAUACCCGGGAAUAUUUGUCUGGUCCUCUAGUUGCUUCGUGCACCUCCCUUCGACUCCCUCAACUCGUCCAUCUUGGCGACUCGCUUCUUGAACUCGACGUACUGGCACUUCUCGUAGCUAUGUCGCUCAUCCUAGUCAAUCCCUCUAGCGUAAGCAUGGUGUUUUAUUGAUAUUGAUAUUGGUAUUGGUAUCUCGGUAAUGAUCGGCUUUUUGUUGGGCUGAAGUUUGGCUGGGCUGAGCUGCUGAGCUCGGUGUAGCCGCGGACUUGGGCUUUCUCGGGUGCAAGCUCUGGAAAAAGGUAAUUGACUUACCGAGCACUUCCAGGGGGCAUACCACGUAUCCCGUCGGCACUUGUUGAGAGGAAUCAGGAGGUGAGCGCAGCUGUCUCGGUAGGCCAGAGGGAGUUUGGCAUCGCGCAUCUCCUCGCGGGUCGCUUCUGCUCAGCAAGUCAGCGGUCGAUAUUCGGUAGGAAAAAGUCGCUCGAGUAUGAAUUAUCGGGUCGGUACGUACGCCGCGGCUCGGUGAUAGCGUCGGAAGCCAUGGUUGCUGAUCAAUUGGACUUCGAGAUGUGAGGUUGUCUUGGAUUGGCAGAGCUGUCGUGAGAUGCUCUUUCGGUUCAAGGUCGGAUGUGUUGGUUUGUGCCUUGUAUUUCUGGCAGCAAUGGAUUUCCGUCCAAUGAACACUCGUGAAUUACCACGCCGAGCGGAAAUCACCAAUUCACCUCGUGCUGCAUUGAAUGCAAUAACAAGUCUUCUUGCAGCACUGAAUAUGUUAUUUAAUUGGUACAGUUCUACCUGUCAUCUUGUGAGAUUCGUUGAGAGCCUUAGAUGAUCACAACUUCAACUUCGUGCCAGAGAUAGUGGGGCCGGUCUCCUACCGGCUCCGAACCUACCUACACCUUGGUGACAGACAGACAUUUAACCAGUAAGACAUUUGCAAAAUUCUCUUCUUCAUCUUUUCUGAAUUCUUGUUUUCUUCUCUGGCAUAACCCUCAAUCCAUGUACUUCCCUUCAGUCAACCAGGGCGUUGGCAUCUAGCCUUUCGUCGCAGACAGAACUGUCGACCGACGCUUUGGCUUACAGUUCGCGAGGUUCGACAAGGAUCUCAGCCUCAUCAAAACGUACAGGCAUCUGAAAGCUUUCGUUGGAACUCAGAUACUAUUCGGUAGACCUAACAGAAGCGUCGUCUGUUCACCUGGCCAUGAACCCAUUCAAAAUUACUCACAAAUUGCUUAUGCGUACCGAAGGAAAGCAAACUCCAGGCCUCGGGCUGGUCAUCAUGUAAGAACAACACGAUGUCAGCGCAUGCCCAGAUUUGGGGAACCCCAAAGAAAUCACAAGGCCAUAUUCCCGUUCUCCACUCUUAGGUUGAUAAAGUCAUGAUGCUACAAACUAUGCCGACAAAGGCCGACCCUCGAUCUGUCACUUAUCAAUCACGCCAGUUAUGAUCGAGAAGAACCCUCGUUAUAUAUGCCCUUACAUAUAGUCUCGGCUUUAUCUUAAGCAACACCAGAUGGUAUAGCCCGACUUUUAUGGACUUCUAAUAAUGUGGUCAUAACCACGAGACAGCCCCUCAGGUCCAAUGAUGCCACUCCAGGCCCUCACGAUACUCAUACCCAACUUGAGGUCCCUCAGCAUCAAUCAAGUAUCCAUAUUCACAACGAUCGAAUCGGACUUUCACUUGCUCCUUAUAAAAGGCGUUGAAUUUGGCCUGAAGAGCAUCCUUUAAGCUCGUCACGCCACCCUCCGGAUGCAGGAUCUUCCAUGGUUCAAUGCACGUGUUGCCUUUGCAAGACUUCAAUACGAGCAUGAGAGCAUCAAGGCGAUUCAGGACCUGUCCAAUAGUGGUUCCCAAGAGUGCAGCGCUGGCCUUCGCAUCAUCAUUAGGAAAGAGGUUGUUCAACUGUCCUGGGUCCGUCUAAUGAGGGUGAGUAUCAAGUUGAUCAAGACCCAUUGGAACAACAUACCUUGAGGUCGUAGAGUUCGUGCUCAUUGUUACACCAAGCCGAGUAGUAAAGAUUGUAGUCCUCAUGCACUAUCCUCACACCCUUGUCGACCGAACACACCAAAGCCGCCAAUUUCACCCUCAGCGAUGGCACCGCCCCAGUACUCAACCGCUACGUGCUCAUGUCGCUUAUUCUCCUGAGUGGGCAACACAGGAAUAGGGGUUCCGUCAAAGUCGCUGCGAAGGUCCGCGCCUGCGAGUCUGAGAAUCGUAGGAGCGAGGUCGAUGUGUGUGGUCACGGCGUUCUCAACAGACCCGUGAGAUACACCUGGACCUCUGAUGAAGAGUGGUACGCGGAUGUCUUCGUCGAAGCCACACUCCUUGCCAGGAGGCAGUCGGUGCUGGCCCAGGUGGUACCCAUUGUCAGAACUGUAGAUGAUAUAUGUCUCGUCAAGUAUGCCAGCAUCUUCAAGCUGCUUAGUCACUUGCUCUACAAUCUCGUCGACACCCUGAAGAGCCUGGAGACGAGCUCGGUAGAAGUCAUCAAGAUACGAGACUGAUGAGUCGUUGAGCUGGGCGAGUUUGUGAAUCCAGCUCACGCCACUAGGCUGUUCCACUGUCAGCAUUGGCUCUAGUCCAAGUCUCAUUAGAACUUACCGAGUCCGGGUUGAAGUUUUCCGUCCUUGGGACCUUAACCUCCUCAAAGAGAUGAGAGUGUCUCUCAAGAGGAAUAGGAAUGGUCAUAAGAGGUGCACUCGGGUUUCCAGGUUGCCGUCUCAGGUUGACAUUUGAGUGCGGCGCAACAGGCGCAAUAGCAACGAAGAAUGGGUUCUCGGCAUCGAUGGCUUCCUUGAGAAGCUCAUAUGCAUACUUAGAGAUCAAGUCUGAAGUGUGAACUCCUUUAUGUUGAACUGGCGGCUCCUGGUUGUGCUGGUAGAUGGGAUUCAGGUAGUCGUAAGUACCUGGGUCAAGGAGGAAGUUGGUUCCUGUCCAUCCUGCGGGAUAAGGCGAGUUAUAGUUGUUUAUGGUAUGAGCAUUGAAGAGCUUGCCAGUGUAAUAUGUGUUGUAACCAGCUUCUUUCAGCCAUACAGGUAAGUAGUUAUCGUUCAGUCCUUGUGAGACGAACUUAGGGAAGCCGCCUUUUUUAUCAGCAUUUUUCCUGUAUACUACUAAGAAAUACAACUUACCAUAUGGUGGA
This is a messenger RNA of Fusarium verticillioides 7600, 4378 nucleotides long. RefSeq lists its product as hypothetical. The record is from RefSeq and is a predicted model, not a curated record. NCBI's taxonomy places the organism in Eukaryota, Fungi, Ascomycota, Sordariomycetes, Hypocreales, Nectriaceae. The transcript has 2 exons. The coding region runs from base 654 to 1211 and encodes 185 amino acids.